AUGUGCACGAUCUGCGAGAUUUGCGAUUGUUGGCGAGUGGACACGGACGGGAGAGGGAGCGAACGGUUUUCUUUCUUCGAGGUCGAGGGGUUUCGGGAGAGAUUUUCGUUUGCUUGUGUCCGAGUCGGAUGGGUUGAGGCGCAUGCAGGUGAUUUUUCCUUCCUCCGCUCCGCAAAGUAUGCAAAUAGGAAUUCGGAAGCGGGUUCCGACUCAUCGAGUGGCUUUACAGGCAGACAAAAACACGGAACGCCUUUCAUCUUCCUUAAAUUACCGAGUCGGUCAUCUUCUGCAAUCAGCUUAUCGAAGUAUGCAUGCCACCGACGUAUGCGAUUAGGACGUCGGAUCCCGACCUUUAUCGGCGGUGUUAUGUACAUUUUUGCGUAUACAUACGACGCAUCAUUUGGUUUCAUGACAGUGCAUGCUAAAUGCCAUGUUGUGCCGCCUGUGGGAUUACCGGUAGCACCGGGGAAUGUCACAUCAAAACAGAGUGAAAAAUCUAAAUGCAUCUUAAAACCGUUUUUACCGACCGCGCCCGGCAGUCGAGCUCGGUCUCGGAGAAGACGGAGUAUUUUCUUUGAGUUUGUCGAAUUUGAGUUGAGAGCACAGCCGUCCACCAGGUAUGAAUCCCGAGAUUCUCUUUCUUUCGGUAUUUUUUAA
Molecule: messenger RNA, 657 nt
Organism: Fomitiporia mediterranea MF3/22
Lineage: Eukaryota; Fungi; Basidiomycota; Agaricomycetes; Hymenochaetales; Hymenochaetaceae
Exons: 2
Coding region: 1-657 (218 amino acids)
Source: RefSeq, a predicted model, not a curated record